Aspergillus versicolor CBS 583.65 is the source of this 927-nucleotide messenger RNA. Its product is annotated as sideroflexin family transporter. The record is from RefSeq and is a predicted model, not a curated record. NCBI's taxonomy places the organism in Eukaryota, Fungi, Ascomycota, Eurotiomycetes, Eurotiales, Aspergillaceae. Gene Ontology annotation, cellular component: mitochondrial inner membrane. Gene Ontology annotation, molecular function: monoatomic ion transmembrane transporter activity. The transcript has 5 exons. Bases 1 to 927 code for a protein of 308 amino acids. Gene Ontology annotation, biological process: mitochondrial transmembrane transport; monoatomic ion transport.
AUGUCAGCUCCGCCUGUUAAACAAAAAGAGCUGCCCCGGUCACAGUAUGACCUGAAUACGUACUGGGGCCGUGUCCAGCACGCAGCUGGUCUCUGUGACCCAAGAAUGGCAUUUGCCUCUAGGGCUCGUUUACAGGAGGCCAAACAGCUGGUCUCUUCGUACAGACAUGGCCAUAUCCCGACCAUCACACCGGACGUGUGGGCGGCGAAACUCCUGCUUGAUUCUACUUUGCAUCCCGACACCGGCGAGCCUGUCUUCUUGCCCUUUCGGAUGUCCUGCUAUGCACUAUCGAACCUCGUCGUUAAUGCGGGCAUGCUGACACCUGGCUUGUCGAGAAACGGAAUAAUCUUCUGGCAAAUCAUGAACCAGUCCCUAAACGUGGCUAUCAACAACGCAAACGCCAACAAAUCCAGUCCACUCCCAUACUCGACAAUCGCAAAAUCAUACAUCGCUGCAGUAUCCAGGGUCUUAUCCCGUCUGACUCCAUUCGCAGCCGUCACCAGUGCCAGUGCCCUGAAUGUCCUCCUUAUGCGCAGCGACGAGGUCCGUCAGGGUAUCCACAUUUAUCCUCUUCGUUCACAGCAUUCAGAGCCAGAGGAGUCAAUACAACCUCUGGGCAAGAGUCAACGCGCGGCAUGGAUUGCGGUUAGUGAGACUGCCGUUAGCCGGAUUCUUAAUGCAGCGCCUGUCAUGGUGAUUCCGCCGUUGGUUCUCCUGAGGAUUGAGCGGCUUGCAUUGUUAAGAACCUAUCCAUUUCUCCUUCUCCCUGUGAAUUUGGGUCUCAUUUUCUCGACGUCCCUGAUGGUUUUGCCUCUGGCGAUAGCGGUGUUUCCGCAGCGGCAGGUUGUUGACGUUGGCAAAUUAGAGCCGGAAUUCUGGCAUAGGGCUGGACAUGAGGAGCAGGUAGAAUUCAAUCGCGGAGUAUAA